This is a messenger RNA of Gadus macrocephalus (Pacific cod), 2085 nucleotides long. RefSeq names its product coiled-coil domain-containing protein 138-like. The transcript has 15 exons. The record is from RefSeq and is a predicted model, not a curated record. Lineage: Eukaryota; Metazoa; Chordata; Actinopteri; Gadiformes; Gadidae. Bases 107 to 2068 code for a protein of 653 amino acids.
UCCGCCAAAUUUGGAUUGGACAGUGUGUUUUCCAUCCCGUUUCCAUGAACAACAUCAGGCAGUAAACACACAAAACCCAUUUAUAAGAGCAAAAGCCUCUACGAAGAUGGAUUUGAAACACAGUGACGCAGUGGAUAAGCAUAAACGAAAGUCUUCUGAGAAGAUGAAACAGCUUCUGUCUUCAGAUGAAUACACACAUCGCGUUGGUUGUGCUGUUCUACGACUGAUUACCGUCUGUGCUGUUGUUCCAGAGGCUGUGCUUUCCCAUGCGUCUAAUCUGACUAGGAAAGAAGUGCAAAUAUAUAACAAAGCCUUAAAGGAGCUGAUCGUGGCUGUGUCUAACCCCCUCGACCAAUUUGAGUGUGGUUUCCAUGGAAGUGAUGUGCUGAAACGAGAACACAUGUCCUGCCUCCUUGAAGAAACGCAUCAUCUCUCUACAGAGACGGAUGUGACCCUGCCCUCUUGUGUGGAUGGCAGCCAGGACUCUGAGCCCCAAGCAGGGAACACGCUGAAUAGAAGUGCUGGUAGGCUCAAGUUGCUAUCCAGCACAUGCCAAACCUCUCCUUCAGAUCUAGACAAAGUAUGUCAAGAGAUGAUGACAAUCUACGAACGGCUACAGGCAGAGCGUGUGAGUCAUCAGGAGUGGGAGAGGGAGCUGAUGGAAAGAGAGGGGAGGCUGGAGGAGAGAGAGAGGAGGGUGGAGGAGGGAGAGAGGAGGGUGGAGGAGGGAGAGAGGAGGGUGGAGGAGGGAGAGAGGAGGGUGGAGGAGAGAUCGGAGGCCCUGGGGAGGCUGAGCGGCAUGGAGGAGGCGCUCAACUCCUGCAUACUCUCUGUUCAGGAGAGACACCAGCGGGAGGUGUUGAAGCUUCAGCAGCUUCUCAAAGAGAGAACGGGGGAGAUCAAGAGGAUGAGUUCCAGCUUCAACGUUAUGAAGAAGCUAAACAACAGCAUGAAGGAACAGCUCAAGGAGCUUGGUGAACACAAUACCAAGUUGGAAAGUCAUUACAAGAGGGUACAGGGGAGACUCGAGAACCUACAGCGAAAAUAUGAUCCUGGCUUGGUCGAGAAGGCCCGGCUGAAUGUGUGUGCGAAGGCGACCCAGUCGAGACGGGAGAAAAGUGGCGCCUCUAGUAAACCAACAAACAAGGGCCCCAUGAGGCCUUCCUCCCCUUCGCUCCUAGCCCUGCUUUUGGACUGGCUGCUGGAGACACAGACCUUCUCUUUAGUAGCCCCACGCCAUGAGACAGCCAGCGAGCCCCAGUGUCUUCCCCCGCAAGUCCUGCUCACCGACCGAUGCCUCCAGAUGUUACCUCUGUUGGCAGAUCAACUCCAACGGACGUCCUUAUCAGAUCCUCCCCUGCUGCUCUGCGUCCUCCGCCUCGUCUACUGGGGUCUGAGACACCUGGACAGCAGCCCACAGCGCGGGGCCUUGUCCUCCACCCUGCGGCGAAUAGGUGCGCAGGUGUCUGCACACCCGCCCGAGGAAAAGGACAGCGGAGACGGGGUCCUGCCUGGUUCCCGUGGCAACAGCGGUCCAGCACACGGGGGGAGUGUGCUCCAUCACAGCCCCUGUCCGCACACGCGUGUCCUCUCCGCCCUCAUUGUUCUACACACCGUCACCCAAGCUGACCUGCUGGCUCAGGCGCUGGGCGGCCUCCGCAGCCAGCUGAGGAGCGAGGGAAGCCGGGGUCUGUUCCUGCAGUACGGGGGCCUGGGGGUCCUGCUUCGUCUCCUGGGGGCCAGCUGCAGAGGAGGCCUGCAUGGGCCCGUAGAUAUCCUGAUGCAGCUGUCCGCACCGUCCCGCUUCCUGGAUCCCUUCCUGGACGCCUGCAGCUGUGCUGACUUCUUCUCGACCAUCUCCAAGCUCCUUCAACAGCCACCUCUUGAUCUACGUCUGCUGGAGAAGCUGUCCAUCCUGCUCCAGAAGCUGUCAAACAUCAGGGGGAACCGCCGACUGUUUGAGCGCUCCUCCCUGCGCCUCCUGCUGCAGGAGAUGCAGCGCACCACCGAGCCGUCCUGCAGCUUCCUCCGCAUCAACCUGGGCUCCAUACUGCUCAACCUCACGUGAGGCGGCCCGGGAGCCAC